Messenger RNA from Gossypium raimondii (Peruvian cotton), 1881 nucleotides. RefSeq lists its product as hypothetical. The transcript is spliced from 7 exons. Bases 246 to 1526 code for a protein of 426 amino acids. Gene Ontology annotation, cellular component: chloroplast inner membrane. Gene Ontology annotation, biological process: plant organ development. NCBI's taxonomy places the organism in Eukaryota, Viridiplantae, Streptophyta, Magnoliopsida, Malvales, Malvaceae. The record is from RefSeq and is a predicted model, not a curated record.
GCGACGAUUUAAAUUUAAAUUUAAAUUUUUUUAUUUUUUGCCACGCCGAUACCUUCCUCUACCCGCGUAGUACUUGAUCAGAACUCCAAUCACUCCGGGGAAGCCCUGUCUCGCUUCGAAGUUCAAACCCAAACACAAAUGUCAAUUCCAAGGCCCGCUUUAUUGUUCUUUACUUUCUUUUACUCCCCCCAAUUUUAGCUUCGCUGCCGUCUUUCAACUCUAUAUCGCCGGUCUCCGUGUCGGAAAUGUCAAUAUCAUCAGCCCCAAGCUUCAACCUCUCAACUUUCUCCAAUGGCGGAGCUAACUAUACAACUACGAAUAAGGUGAUAGGGACUAGAGCCUUCGCUUGUCUUAAAUAUAUUAAUAGCAUCGAAUCUCGUUUGAAAUUAACUUCACCGGUAUCAGUUCAUACGCACUUUUUAACUUUCACGAACCGCGACUUUUCGGUUCGCUGCGUUAGGCCGGAUUCUACGGGGAACACAAUUAGUGGUUCACUGGAAGGGGAAAAAGGUAAUUUUGAUGAUGAAUCUAGGGUUGUAGAGAUUGGAAGUGGUGAUCGACAGAUAGAUGACUUCGGCGGCGGCGGCGGAGAUAAUGGAGGCGGUGGUUCAUUCGGUGGCGGCGAUGGCGGUGAAGGUGACAGUGAAGAUGAAAGAGAGUUUGGGCCAAUAUUGAAGUUUGAGGAUGUGAUGAAGGAAGUGGAAGCUAGAGGAGUGGAGCUGCCUCCAGACAUGAUGGAAGCUGCGAAAAGGAAUGGAAUCCGGAAAUUGUUCCUUCUUCGUUACUUGGAUUUGCAGGAAUCAGUUUGGCCACUUGGCUUUUUAAUAAAAUACUGCUCUAUGCUCCGGAACCGAAUGCUCGCUGAUCCUUCAUUUCUUUUCAAAGUUGGAACUGAGAUAGUAAUUGAUUCUGGCUGCGCAACAUAUGCGGAAAUGAAGAAAAGGGGAAAGGAUUUUUGGGCAGAGUUUGAGUUGUACUUUGCCGAUCUUUUGGUCGGUAUAGUGGUUGACAUUGCUUUAGUUGGUAUGUUAGCACCAUAUGCUCGUUUUGGUCAACCAUCCGCAUCCAGAGGAUUAUUUGGUAGCUUCCAGCGUGCUGCCUCUGUUCUUCCUAGCAGUGUUUUUGAAGCUGAAAGACCAGGAUGUAAAUUCUCAGUGAAACAACGGAUUGCAACAUAUUUUUAUAAGGGUGUUUUGUAUGGCUCAGUAGGGUUCGGCUGUGGUAUUGUUGGCCAAGGCAUUGCAAAUCUGGUAAUGACUGCCAAAAGGAGCAUAAGGAAAUCAGAUGAUGACAUUCCUGUGCCACCUCUUCUAAAAAGUGCUGCUCUUUGGGGUGUUUUCCUCGCGGUAUCUUCCAACACCCGUUAUCAAAUUAUUAAUGGAUUAGAGCGUCUGGUAGAAGCAUCGCCUGUGGCGAAGCAGGUUCCACCAGUUGCAAUGGCCUUCACAGUAGGUGUGCGGUUUGCCAAUAAUAUAUAUGGUGGUAUGCAAUUUGUAGAUUGGGCCAAAUGGAGUGGAGUGCAAUAGAGCAAAGCAAUAUCCAUCUUUCUGCCAGAUCGGAAGACCCACCACCAGCCAGUGUGGCCAUGACAAUCACAAAAAUGACACCCAGAGAUAGGAACAAAAUUAAAGAAUUAGAUACAUAGGGUGGUUGAAUGAUUUUUCCGUUAAGAGAAGCUUUCUUUUCUUCAUCUUCAUCAGGCUUUCGAUCAUGACAAGCCAUUUGCAUGGAUUACUAGAAUUCCGUGUUUUAGGUCAGUAUUGCUGUUCAUGUGGAGUUUUUCUUUUUUAGAAAAUUCCCCUCUUAAUACUUGGACUUAUAAAUUAUUUUAACUGCCUUUUCCUUAAUAAAUUAAAAUAUAAACUAAAUAUGUUUUGGAUA